GUGAAUGAGACCGCUGAUGUUAGCACCGAACCGGAUGACAGUAAAGAUACGUGUUGUAGGCCCUUUGCUCAUAAAAGCGAGACAUUUUAAGGGAAUAUGUCCGAUUUUCGAAGAUCUCACUCCCCCUUGAAAAGGCUCCGUUGUUCUGUCUAACCACUAUUCGGGUUAAAAUAGCCGAAACCGGGGCCUGUCUGCCUGGACAUUCAGAGCCGACCUGCCCUGUUGUGCUCUCACUGCAGAUACAGCCUCCAUGGUUAACAGUAGCCUAGCAGGCUAAUUAUUGACAGUAUAGCCGUUGCUAACCCCAAAACGGUGUGAUGUGCCUGUGUGAGCUGGCUGCAGGGCUGUAGUGCACGGUAGGCCUACCGCACAGGAGGAUGAACGCAGAGGAGGUGGAACUUCUUAGCGACUCCAAGUACAGGAACUAUGUGGCGGCAGUGGACAAGGCCCUCAAGAACUUUGAGUACUCCAGCGAAUGGGCGGACCUCAUCUCCGCCCUCGGCAAACUCAAUAAGGUUUUGCAGAACAAUGCCAAGUACCAGGUAGUGCCCAAGAAGCUGACCAUAGGGAAGCGGCUGGCCCAAUGUCUGCACCCCGCUCUCCCCAGCGGUGUCCACCGCAAGGCCCUGGAGACCUACGAGAUCAUCUUCAAGAUCAUCGGACCAAAGCGGCUGGCCAAGGACCUCUUCCUCUACAGCUCGGGCCUCUUCCCGCUGCUGUCCAAUGCUGCUAUGUCUGUGAAGCCCGUGCUGCUGGGCCUGUAUGAGACCUACUACCUGCCCCUGGGCAAGACGCUGAAGCCAGGCCUCCAGGGCCUCCUGACCGGAGUACUGCCGGGGCUGGAGGAGGGCUCCGAGUACUAUGACAGGACCAACACGCUGCUGGAGAAGGUGGCGUCUGCGGUGGAGCAGGCGGCCUUCUACAGUGCCCUGUGGGGCAGCAUCCUGACCAGCCCGGCCGUGCGCCUGCCCGGGGUCUCCUUCGUCCUGCUCCACCUCAACCGCAAGCUCUCCAUGGAGGACCAGCUCUACGUCAUGGGCAGUGACAUCGAGCUCAUGGUGGAGGCGGUGGGUAUGUCUGUGCAGGACUCCAGUGUGUUGGUGCAGAGGAGCACUCUGGACCUCAUCCUCUUCUGCUUCCCCUUCCACAUGAGCCAGGCAACGCGGCCAGACAUGAUCCGCAUCCUAUCAGCAGCACUGCAUGUGGUCCUGAGGAGAGACAUGUCACUCAACCGCAGACUCUACGCCUGGCUGCUCGGCUUCGAUAACAACGGUGUGAAACUAGGUCCUCGUAGCACGCGGCAUAGCAACCCUGAGGAGCACGCUACGCUCUACUUCAACACCUACUCCAAGGACAUGCUGGUCAAGGCCAUGGUUGGUAUCCUGCAGGGUAAAGCGCGAGGAGGGGAGGAGGAGAGUGUACUGAUGCACGACCUGAAGCCAUUCCGCAUCCUCAUCAGUCUACUGGACAAGCCAGAGCUGGGUCCAGCCAUCCUAGAGGACGUUCUGAUUGAGGUGUACAGGACGCUGCACAGUCAGUGCAGAGCAGAGCUGGACCUGCAGUCCCAGAGCCCCUUCAGCAAGGACCACACGCAGCUCAGCAGCAAACUACGAGAGAACAAGAAGACGGCUGAGCUGAUCAAGACGGCCAACCUCCUCUUCAACUCUUUUGAGCCAUAUUACAUGUGGGACUACAUCGCCCGCUGGUUUGAGGACUGCUGCAGGAAAUCUCAAACGAGCCAUCAGAAUGUUGCAGUGAUUGCUGGGAGCGUCAGCCAUCCGUCAGCGCUGUCAUUGGUGGAGUUCUGUGAGUUAGUAGACUUCCUAUUGGACAUCGUCUCCCUGGAGAUGUACAUCGAGAUCCAGACAGAGCACCUGCCCCAGCUGCUGUUGCGGAUGGUGUCGGCGCUGACGGCCCACCUCCCUUCGCUGGGCCUGGGGGAGCUCACCCACUGCCUGCGCCUCUGCUCCAAGAUCCUCAGCAAGGUCCAGCCCCCCCUGGUCUCCCCGCUGACCCUCCCCCAGCCAGCAGCCUCCUCUUCCGCCUCCACCCCUACGCCUACGCCCACCACCGCCACCGCCUUAACACACAUGCCUGGGGCCACGGCCAGAGAUCGGGGCGACAAGCGGUCUGCCCCUUCCUCUCUGGAGCUACCUGCUGGCGAGGUGUUUGAGGAGGGCGCCGAGGGUCACGGUGUCAGCAGUCGCUCCUCCGAGAGCGGCUUCACGGACUUCGUCCAGUACCAGGAGGACGGGGAACGGCCUCCGCAGCACCGGCACCCCUCUGCAGACUCCACACCCUCCACAGAGGACCCAUCCACCAACGACCACCCCACCCCGACCAACGCCACAGCCACCCCCACCUCCACCUCCACCUCUGCCAGCGCCCCUCGACCCCAGCCCCGAUCAGGCGCCCCCGCGCCCCAGGACAAGCCGGUCAUGCAGUGCUGCCUGGAGCAGUUCCAGCACUUCCUGUCCCGCCUCAUCACCCUAUACAUCACUUCCUCUUCCUCUGACGACAGUGCUGGGGCUGUCACCGAGACCCAGAGGUCAUCACAGUACCAGAGACCUCCCAAAAUGGACACGCUGAAAGUGGGGGGGACGGGGGCUGUCGCGACGACAAGGCAGGGGCAAGUGGGCGGAGACGAGGUGGACGAGCAGGGGCGGAGCCUGGAGCAGAGGGAGUGCCUAUUGGCCUUCACCGCCGCCUGUCAACUCUUCCUGGAGUGCUCCAGCUUCCCCGUUUACAUCGCCGAGGGCAAUAUGAAGGCCACGCCCUCCACCGAGGAGCUCGCAGAUGGCGACGGCGAGCGCCCUCCCGGCUGGCUGCAGUGCCUGAUGGAUGCCAGCUGUGCGGCGGUGGACUUCAGCAUCCAGGCGGUGGCCAUCUCGCUCCUUAUGGAUCUGGUGGGCCUCACCCAGUCCGUAGCCAUGGUUACAGCCGAGCGGGUGGGCAGCUCGGACCCCGCGCCUCCCAUGAGCCCCAGCCAGGGCCGAGUGGCCGUGGUCAUCAGGCCCCCGCUCACGCAAGGCAUCCUCAAGUACAUCGCAGAGAAGACCAACUUCUUCAAGACGGUGGCGUUGAUCCUGUGGGAGCAGCUGGGUGAGGGCACCCCUCAGCAUCACCAGCGCAGUGUGGAGCUCUUCUACCAGCUGCACAACCUGGUGCCCUCCUCCAGCACCUGCGAGGACGUCAUCAGCCAGCAGCUCAUGCACCGGGACAAGAGGGUGCGUUUGGAGACCCAUGUGAAGUUCUCUGUGCUGUGGCAUCUGACCAGGGACCUGAACAUCACCAAGUCUUCCCCCUUCAACCGCACCUUUGACAGGUCUCUGUUCAUCAUGCUGGACAGCCUGUGCUACUGGGACGGCUCUGCCAGUGCGGUGGGCCGGGCGUGGCUGGACCAGGUGCUGCAGCGCCACGACAUCGCCCGCGUCCUGGAGCCCCUGCUGCUGCUGCUGCUGCACCCCAAGACCCACCGCGUCUCCAUCCAGCGCGUGCAGGCCCAGCGCCACUGGCGCCACAACUUCUCCCAGCCCGGCCCGCCAGAGCCGCCCGAGAUGGACCCCUCCGACCCCGACCGCUCCGAGCCCAUCUACAUGAGGGACUCUGGCUUCUCUGACAACUACAACCAUGGCGACGGCCUGAGGGGGCCUCGCGGCGUUCGCGUGCUCCCGUUGGACGAUAUGGAGCCCUUCAGCCUGACCGUCAACCCGCUGAGCGACAGCCUGUCCCUGCUCAGCCUGAGCAGCGAGAACCUGCAGCUGUGCGGCGACUUCGUCACUGCCGGCGACCAGCAGGGGGAGACAGAGCUGCAGCUGCAGAGCUCCGACUCCAGCGGCGGCUCCAACAACUCCACCAUCGACAACGGCAGCUUUGAGGAGCCCGAGGGGGGAGGCACGGGAGGUGGAGAUGGUGGAGCUGAUGGUGAUGGAGAUGGUGAUGGGGGCGAGGGAGUAAAUGGGUGCAGUUCCACAGCCGAGCCACCAGAGGGAGCUCCAGAGGAUGCGGACGACGGCGACGAGGUGGUGGUGUUGGGGGAGCGGGAGGAGGAGGAGGUGGUGGUGGAGGAGGAGGGGGAGGUGUCAGGGGUGCUGGAUGAGCUUCUAGAGAAGGUGGUGCAGGUCCUGGAGGCGGAACCUUCAGACCUGGUCGCUGGUGACCCAGUCGCAGACCCAGACACAAACGACGACGCAGAUGCAGAGACCGGCCAGGACAUUCCCAUCGAGGCCUGGCCUCAGACAGACACGGACAGUACAAACUCCAACUCCUCCUCCAUAGCCUCUGCCUCCACCUCUGUCUACGCCUCCACCACGGAGAUCUCCACAGCGGGCCAGAGACUCGCCCUUGGGCCCUUCCCCACUGGUGCCAACCACCGAACGCUCCCCGAACUAGUAGCCGGAGGCACGCUGGAGUUCCUCUCCAUCGCCACCAGUGGAGGAGGGGGCACCAGCGUCUCCGAGGCCCCCACCCCCACCACCUCCGCCAGCGUGGCCCCUACCCCGUCCACCGGCGCUCCUCGACCAGACGAGCGUCACGAGGGCAUCACCCGGCACAGCUCUUCCCCAUCCAUCGUCAUGCUACCGGACAACAGUAGCACUAGCAGCAGCGGCGGCGGGGUUAGCGGGGUCAGUAGAGCAGGUGUUAUUAGUAGUAGGGGUAGCGGUCCCAGCGUCGGAGGAGGGAGCAGCGUAGGGGGGUCGUCGACAGACCUGAGCGUGUUGCACACGACGACGGUGGACGACCUCCAGGCCCGCAAGCGCAGCCACAGCAGCACGCAACUCAGCCUGAAAGGCAAGAUCAUGGAGAGGCUGGCCGACAAGUCGCCGGGGGCCAAGCCCAAGAUCAAGAAGGCCAAGCGCAAGGAGGAGGAGCGGAAGAGGCAGCAGCAGCAACAGCAGCUCCAUGGUGACCGCAGCCGUCCGCCCAGCAUCUUCUUCGGGGACAGCCUGGACCUGGAGAACUGGUACAGCUGUGGAGAGGGCGAGGUCUCGGAGAUCGAGAGUGACAUGGGCUCCCCCAGCGGAGGAGGAGCAGGAGGAGGAGGUGGAUCAGGAGGAGGUGGCAACGGCGGGUCCAAGCACUCACGUCUCUCCCCUUCGUCGGGCACCUCCCCUCCGCCUCCGCGCUUCAACAUCCACCCUCUGUACCAGCACGUGCUGCUCUACCUGCAGCUGUACGACUCGUCGCGGACGCUGCACGCCCUGACGGCCAUCGCCGCCAUGCUGCGGGCCUCGCCGCCGGGCUUCGUCAGCGCCAUCGCCACCACCGCCGUCAACCACACGCACACGCCGCAGCUGGCCCUGCUGCAGAGCCUGCUGGCACGCCACCGCGUCUCCGUGAUGGGCAAGGACUUCUACUGCCCCAUCCCGCAGCAGGACGCCCACGCGCACCCCUUCAGGGGAGCCAUGUUCCUCGAGGUGGUGCUGUCACUCUGCUUGUACUUCCUGCGCAGCUACUACGCCGCGCACGUGCCGGCGACGGCCCAGGACCUGGCCGGCAACCGGGCCAUGCAGCUGACCAGCGUGGAGGUGCUGACGCUGCUCUUCAGCGAGCUGGCCAAGGUCACCGGCCAGUCGGCCAAGGGCUUCGCCAGCUUCAUUAGCGAUGUGCUCUCCAAGUGCAAAGUACAGAAGGUGGUGCUACACUGCCUGCUCUCAUACAUCUUCAGCGCCCAGAAGUGGCAUGAGCAGCGCUGCAGUGGCGUCAACUCUGCCGCCGUGGAGGAAGGCCUGUCGGAGGACAGCGUCAUCAACCUAUCAGAGGACCAGCUAGACGGAUGCUCCGCCCUCCAGUCCCAGCUGCUCCGCCUCCUCCAGAGCCUGGUGGUGCUGGAGCACCGGGUCCUCUCGCCCUCCGACGAGCACAACCCCGACGGGGCCAGCAGCGGGGCCGGGGUGGGCGCAGGCGCAGGCGUCGGUGGUGGUGGUUCGGGUGUGGGUGGUGGAGGUAGCGGGGGUGGCAGCGGUAGCGGUGGCCCAGGAGGGUUUGAGCUUCUGGUGGGUGAGGUGGAGCACGUGAGCCCCCAGCAGCCCUUCACCUCGCUGCAGUACAUGCACGGGCAGCCCAUCACGGCCCAGGGCAUGUUCCUGUGCGCCGUGAUCCGGGCCCUGCACCAGAACCACGCCUGCAAGAUGCACCCGCAGUGGAUCAGCCUGAUCACCGCCACGCUGCCCUACAUGGGCAAGGUGCUGCGGCGCGUGGUGGCCUCCGUCACGCUACAGCUCUGCCGCAACCUGGACAACCUGCUGCAGCAGUACCGCUACGAGACUGGCCUUACCGAGACCAGGCCCCAGUGGAUGGCCCUGUGCAUUCCUCCUGACCUGAUUCUGACGGUGCUGGAGGGAGUGACUGCCAUCAUCCACUACUGCCUGCUGGACCCCAGCUCACAGUACCACCAGCUCCAGGUGGGUGUGGACCAGAAGCACCUGGGGGAGGCGCGUGCGGGCAUCCUGUCCAUACUGCACACCAUCAUGUCCUCCGUGACCCUGCUGUGGAGCAUCCUCUACCUGGUGGACAACUCAGACCGGCCCAUCGGGGCCGCCGCAUGCUUCUCCUCCAACAUCAACCUCGGCUCCACCAAGAACCUGCGUCAGCAGAUCCUGGAGCUGCUGGGUCCGAUCUCCAUGAACCACGGGGCCCACUUCAUGGCAGCCAUCGCCUACGUCUGGAACGAGAGGAAACAGGUCAAGAGCUCAAACAGGAAUAAGGUGAUCCCCAGUGCGUGUGAGGAGCAGCUGCUGUUGGUGGAGCUGGUGCGCUCUGUGAGCGCCAUGCGGACCGAGACGGUCAUCCAGACGGUCAAGGAGGUGCUGAAGCAGCCGCCCGCCAUCGCCAAGGAGAAGAAACAUCUCUCCCUAGAAGUCUGCAUGCUCCAGUUCUUCUACGCCUACGUGCAAAGGAUACCGGUGUCUAAUUUAGUGGACAGUUGGCCGUCUCUCCUGGCCCUCCUGAAGGACUCGGUGCAGCUUGGUCUUCCUGCCCCGGGACAGUUCCUCAUUCUGGGUGUCCUGAACGAGUUCAUCUUGAAGAACCCCAAUCUGGAAAGCAAGAAGGACCAGCGAGAACUGCAGGAUGUGACUCAUAAGAUCGUGGAGGCCAUCGGCACGAUCGCGGGCUCCUCUCUGGAGCAGACGACCUGGCUGAGAAGGAACCUGGAGGUCAAGCCCUCCCCGCAGAUCGUCGUGGACGGAACCACGCUGGAGGCGGACGUGGAAGGAAAAAGUCCCUGGUUUACAACUCAGAGACCUGGUACCAACACAGAUCUCAUGCUGACAGUGAUGGAGGCCUCCAGCUUCACUCCGUCUGUGUACAGUGUUCACGCUCUCACACUGCUGGCAGAGGUACUGGCGCAUCUCCUGGAUAUGGUUUUCUACAGUGAUGAAAAGGAGAGGGUCAUUCCCCUGCUGACCAAUAUCAUGCACUAUGUGGUGCCUUAUCUUCGCAAUCACAGUGCCCACAACGCCCCGAGCUACCGUGCGUGUAUCCAGCUCCUGAGCAGCCUGAGUGGGUACCAGUACACGCGGCGCGCCUGGAAGAAGGAGGCCUUCGACCUCUUCAUGGACCACACCUUCUUCCAGAUGGACUCCUCCUGUGUCAGCCACUGGAGGGCCAUCAUAGACCACCUGAUGACGCAUGACAAGACCACCUUCAGGGAUCUCAUGACCCGUGUGGCGGUGGCUCAGAGCAGCUCUCUAAACCUGUUCACCAAUCGCGAUGCGGAGCUGGAGCAGAGAGCCAUGCUGCUGAAACGCCUGGCCUUCACCAUCUACAGCAGCGAAGUGGACCAAUACCAGAAGUACCUGCCAGACAUACAGGAGCGUCUGGUGGAGAGUCUGCGUCUGCCGCAGGUGCCCAUCCUGCAUGCUCAGGUCUUCCUCUUCUUCAGGGUGCUGCUGCUCCGCAUGUCCCCCCAGCACCUCACCUCUCUCUGGCCCACCAUGAUCACAGAGCUGGUCCAAGUGUUCUUACUGAUGGAACAGGAGUUGAUAGCUGAUGAAGACAUCACCAGGACGUCAGGGCCGUCGGUGGCGGGCCUGGAGACCACCUACUCAGGGGGCAACGGCUUCUCUACCUCCUACAACAGCCAGCGCUGGCUCAACCUCUACCUGUCCGCCUGCAAGCUGCUGGACCUGGCCCUGGCCCUGCCCUCAGAGAGCCUCCCACAGUUCCAGAUGUACCGCUGGGCGUUUGUCCCGGAAGCGUCUGACGACUCUGGGCUGGAGGUGCGGAGGCAGGGGACACACCAGAGGGAGUUCAAGCCGUACGUGGUGCGCCUCGCCAAGCUGCUGAGGAAACGAGCCAAGAAGAACCCGGAGGAGGACUGUUCCACGCGCAUGCUGGCGUGGGAGCCAGGCCACCUGAUGCUGACGCUGUACGUGAUCCGCAGCAUGGAGCAGCUGCUGCCCUUCUUCAACCUCCUCAGCCAGGCCUUUAGCAGCAAGGCCAGCAGCCGCGGAGGAGGAGGAGGAGGAGGAGGAGGAGGAGGAGGAGGACCCACUGGAGCCACCACUUCUACUGACGGCUCCUCCUUCUCCAUCCCCAACAAGGACGCUGGUGGUGGGGGCAAGCUGGAGAGCCAGAAGGUCUUCUGGAGCCGCGCGAGGCAGAACAUCGAGGAGAUGGUGGAGAAGGACUUUCUAGAAGGACUCAUCAAGACGUGACGUGACGUGGCGAUGGCGAUGGUGAGGCGACGGUCAGGGUCGCUGACAGCUUUGGCUGGGCUCGGGACAAAGUCAUCUCACACACUCGGUACAAACAAUGGAACGGGGACCCAAUUCUGGACCCCUUCUCUCCCUGCCUGGGCCCGGAACAACUGACCCCUUUGUUGUCCCCUGCUGUCGGCGUCCCUGGCCGUGGUGACAGGGGCCGUGACUGUGAUGUGUAACAUGACAUGACCACUAAAACACAGGGAAACUUUGACCGAAAAGGGAACCUGCUGUACAUAUUACCCAGAAGACCUCAGAACUUGCAUAGAACACACACAAAAAAACAGACAAAACGGACAAAUGACAUGGGUUUGAAAAUAAUAAUAAUAAAAAAAAUGACAUUUGUACAUUUUUUGUUUUGUAUUUAUAACGACUUGUAAUUUUCUUUCUUUUUUUAUUUUUAAAAAGUGACACUUAUUUAACUUGAAAAUGACUUUUUUUUUGUUUCUACAUUGUGGAGCUGCUUUGACUACACUAAAAAGUUGAGAGAGCUGUGACUUUAUCCCAGGUGGCGUGGGGACAGGCAUCCAUACGUUUCCGUGCGCCAUUCCAUAAAUAACUGUGGUGUUAUUACUCAUGAUUUUAAAAAAGUAUGGUGAAAUAGAGACUUCAUCAAAAAACAUUCAUCACACAAAUCAUGUUCUUAUCAGUAUAUAUUUAGGAUUCAACAAUAUACAGUAGCCUGAUGAGCCUGCCACGGAACAAAACUUGCACAUCGCCUUUUGAAUACAUAGUACCAUAUCAUUCCUAACCAAAUAUCAUGGAUAUCUUUAAUUUGAAUGUCUAAAUUGAUCAAUGUUGCAAUAUUUUUUUAUUUUGCUGUAGAGGGUAACAAAAUGUGUUUUGUCCAGCAGCAUGGGGAAGGGAGCCGUUUAGAUUCUGAUUUCUAUAACUCAUGGAAACUCAUACCCUUUAGAUUCUGCGAUGACUUUGUCAGGACAAGAGACUGACAUGUUUUAUGUACAGUAUGUAUGUGGAGAGAAAUCUUGUGUGGCUUGGAAUAAAAUAAUAAUAAAUCAA
Molecule: messenger RNA, 9725 nt
Organism: Engraulis encrasicolus (European anchovy)
Lineage: Eukaryota; Metazoa; Chordata; Actinopteri; Clupeiformes; Engraulidae
Gene: dop1a
Product: DOP1 leucine zipper like protein A
Exons: 43
Coding region: 378-8660 (2760 amino acids)
Biological process (GO): Golgi to endosome transport
Cellular component (GO): endosome; trans-Golgi network
Source: RefSeq, a predicted model, not a curated record